AUGUCUACUCAAUCUACCAUCGAAUCCGUGACUGCAAACACGCAUCUCGACGUCAGAAUCAUAUACACCAAAGCCGCUCGACACUACCUCGAAUUCUGCUCCAUACACCAAAACGACUCUCUCCCCAUCGCCAUAAAGAAGCUCAUCCGGCACCACAACACCUUCCUCUACGGCAAUUCGCAGUGGCUAAAGCAUCUCGACGUCUUCCGCACGGCAACUCUUGAGAUUGCUACACUUUCCCCCUACUGUGCUGAGUACGACGUCGAAGCACCAUCCCAUGAAGUCCUCAUCGAAUCCAGCACAUCCAACAAACUCCUCACCAGCGCAUGGAGUAAUCCGGAUAUCUUAUCUCAUCUCGAAUUCACGGACUUGAAUCUCGACGUGGUGACUACUUCAGUUGACACAGAUAUUAAGAAGGCUAUCUUGAUCAAGACCGAGCUAUCCCGUUUUGGUUUCUGCAUCAUCUUGAUGGCUUUCCUGGUCUUGUGUAUCGGUGGUGGUGUUGGCGUUGGGUUUGCGACUCACUCGAUGGACUUGGGCGUUUUGAUUGCUACUGGCCUCCCUGCUUUCGCUGUUUGUGGAAAUGGAUUGUAUAUGCGAGGUGUGAGGAGGGGAUAG
Molecule: messenger RNA, 618 nt
Organism: Glarea lozoyensis ATCC 20868
Lineage: Eukaryota; Fungi; Ascomycota; Leotiomycetes; Helotiales; Helotiaceae
Exons: 2
Coding region: 1-618 (205 amino acids)
Source: RefSeq, a predicted model, not a curated record